Molecule: messenger RNA, 2541 nt
Organism: Cuscuta epithymum
Lineage: Eukaryota; Viridiplantae; Streptophyta; Magnoliopsida; Solanales; Convolvulaceae
Source: the annotation of a GenBank genome assembly
AAUGGGUGAUGGUUAUAUUUCCUAGUUUCAAGGCGCAUAUGCAUCUGUAUUAACACGAUGAAACAUUUGGUGGUCUUUCCUUGUUCCUAGCUCCUUAUUACUCAUCCAUUUUUACUAUUUGUCUCACAUUAUUCUUAUAAAGUUUUUUCUUCUCAUCGCUUUCUCUUUUGAUAGCUAUAAAUUUUCUCUUGAUUUUUUUUUCUACACGCAUGGGUUGCUAAUCUUGAUCCGUAUUGACGGAACGUAAUCAUCCUCCUAGCAAGCUAGGUAGGUACCUGAGAAGAUGACGACAACAUAUACCCCAAAGAAUAUUCUGAUCACCGGAGCAGCCGGAUUCAUCGCCUCCCACGUCGCCAACCGCCUCAUCCGGAGUUACCCCGACUACAAGAUCAUCGUCCUCGACAAGCUCGACUACUGCUCUAGCCUCAAGAACCUCCACCCCUCCCGCGCCUCCCCCAACUUCAAAUUCGUCAAAGGCGACAUCGCCAGCGCCGACCUGGUCAACCACCUCCUCAUCACCGAGUCCAUCGACACCAUCAUGCACUUUGCCGCCCAGACCCACGUCGACAACUCCUUCGGCAACUCCUUCGAGUUCACCAAGAACAACAUCUACGGCACCCACGUCCUCCUCGAGGCGUGCAAGGUUACCGGCCAGAUCACCAGGUUCAUCCACGUCAGCACCGAUGAGGUCUACGGCGAGACCGACGAGGAUGCGGUGGUCGGGAACCAUGAAGCCUCACAGCUCCUCCCGACCAACCCGUACUCCGCCACGAAAGCGGGCGCUGAGAUGCUGGUCAUGGCUUAUGGCAGGUCAUACGGGCUGCCCGUCAUAACGACACGUGGCAACAAUGUGUACGGCCCGAACCAGUACCCGGAAAAGUUGAUCCCAAAGUUCAUCCUCUUAGCAAUGCAGGGAAAGACUCUCCCCAUCCACGGGGACGGAGCCAACGUACGGAGUUACCUCUACUGUGAGGACGUGGCCGAGGCUUUCGAUGUCAUCCUUCACAAGGGGGAGGUGGGCCAUGUCUACAACAUAGGGACGAAGAAGGAGAGGAGGGUGAUUGACGUGGCGAAUGACAUAUGCAGGCUUUUCAAGAUGGAUGGGGAGAAGAGCAUUGAGUUUGUAGAGAACAGACCCUUUAAUGAUCAGAGAUACUUUCUUGAUGAUGAGAAGCUGAAAAAUCUGGGGUGGUCAGAAAGGACUGUUUGGGAGGAUGGUUUGAAGAAGACUAUAGAAUGGUACACACAGAACCCUGACUGGUGGGGGGAUGUCUCUGGCGCUUUGCUUCCCCAUCCCAGAAUGCUCAUGUUGCCUAUUGAAAUAGAAAGGACCCUUGAUGGUGAUGAGAAUAAGUCCAACCCAAACGAGGCACGAGCUUAUAAGUUCUUGAUCUAUGGCAGAACUGGGUGGCUGGGAGGUCUUCUUGGGAAGCUCUGUGAGAAAGAAGGGAUCUGCUAUGAAUAUGGCAGGGGAAGAUUGGAGUUCAGGUCACAGCUUUUGGCUGACAUUCAGUCAGUGAGGCCCACCCAUGUGUUCAAUGCUGCUGGGGUUACUGGGAGACCAAACGUUGACUGGUGUGAAAGUCAUAAGACUGAGACAAUCCGGACCAACGUGGUGGGGACACUGACUUUAGCAGAUGUGUGCAGGGAGAAUGGUCUCUUGAUGAUGAACUUUGCAACUGGUUGCAUAUUUGAGUAUGAUGCUGCUCACCCUGAAGGUUCUGGGGUUGGGUUUAAGGAGGAAGACACACCAAACUUUGCUGGUUCUUUCUAUUCAAAGACCAAGGCCAUGGUUGAGGAGCUCCUAAAAGAGUAUGAAAAUGUUUGCACACUCAGAGUUCGCAUGCCGAUAUCUUCAGAUCUAAACAAUCCUCGCAACUUCAUCACGAAGAUCUCCCGUUAUAACAAGGUGGUAAAUAUUCCCAACAGCAUGACUGUUUUGGAUGAGUUGCUUCCGAUUUCCAUAGAGAUGGCGAAGCGCAACCUCAGAGGAAUAUGGAACUUCACCAACCCUGGGGUUGUCAGCCAUAAUGAGAUUCUGGAGAUGUACAAGAAGUACAUUGAUCCAGAUUUCAAAUGGAGCAACUUCACUCUGGAAGAGCAGGCAAAGGUGAUCGUUGCAGCCCGGAGUAACAACGAGAUGGAUGCUUCAAAGUUGAAGAAAGAGUUCCCUGAGUUGCUUUCAAUUAAAGAGUCACUGAUCAAAUAUGUUUUUGAACCAAACAGAAGAACCACUACAUAAUAAUAGUAAGAUGACAGACAACAUUGUUGAGUUCUGUGGAUGGCGGAUUUCAGUUUCAAGUCCCCAUCUGUUUAGUUAAUUCAUUCUUAGCAUAAAUAAGCUUCUUCUUUUCUCCCCUUCCUCAAUCCUCUUCUUUGAGAACUGAGAAUGCUACUCAGUGAGCCUUGGAUACACUUUCUUUUUUUCUGUUUCAAACUAUUAUCAUGCAAGAGUGUGAUUCAUUUGUCACUUUACAUUAUUUUAGUGCAGUUGCUUUUUGAAGUGGAAUCAAAUUCCUUUGUCAGUGGAAUAAAGAUUUG